Messenger RNA from Coregonus sp. 'balchen', 384 nucleotides. NCBI's taxonomy places the organism in Eukaryota, Metazoa, Chordata, Actinopteri, Salmoniformes, Salmonidae. The record is from the annotation of a GenBank genome assembly.
AUGUGUGCCUCCAGUUCAGAGAGUCAAGCUACUUCCUGGCGAAGUCUCCCCGUCGGGCCCCUAGGAGCCCCUGCUGCAGCUGGGGGGACAUACCGGCCGGCGUCUCUCCGGCCCCGAGGACGCAGGCCGCUCAGGGUGCUCUACCCUCCCCUGGUGAGGAGAGUCCUGCCCCGGGAAGAGCCUGACUCCGCACGUCGCUGGCUGCUACUCCUCUUGGCUCUGCUCUUUCUGCAGAUCUACACAGAAGAGUCGUCCUGCGGACCCCCUGAGCUCCAGCUGCACACCCCGGAGGCCUCCCCAUCCCCAAGCUUCCCCCAGGAGGGAGAGGGGAUCACGGACAUUGCCAGGCUGUGGGGGGGGGGCCGAACGUGGACCAGCACUUGA